AUGUGCACAGUAACCUACAACGAAAUUAAAUGCUCCCUCUGCAAGACCCUGAUCAAAUCCGAGGUCGACCGCAGUAAAUGCUACGAAGUCUGGAACUCCGAGUUCACCAUGAAUCCCCUAGAUUUCGGGGGGUGUAAAGAAGGCCAGACAUCGGUGACGAAGACGAAGGAGGAAGGGAUGUGUGAUGGAUGCUGGUUGUGCGGUGACGUUGGGGGUGGAAGUUGGAAUGAAGGGGAUGGGUUUUGGUUGCGAGGACUUGAUUGUAGAGGUAUAUUCUACAAGACACAUAGAGCCCCCCUUCCCAUUCCCAUUCCCAAUAUAGUCCCACCCCCCAGCAAAAUGUGCACAAUAACCUUCAACGAAACCUACUGCUCCCACUGCAAGAACCUCGUCCAAUCCGACAUCGACCGAAACACCUGCUACGAAGUGCUCAAAGCGGAGCACACGGCCAAACCACUGGCGUUUGGUGGAUGUAAAGACGGGCAGACGACGGAGACGACUACGAAAGAGGUGGAUAUGUGUGGUGAUUGUAAGGCUAAGGAUAGGGGUGCGAAUGUCUGGAAGGGGUCGUCGAUGGGGGCACCGCCGGAUAUGCCGCAGUGGUAG
Messenger RNA from Neurospora tetrasperma FGSC 2508, 606 nucleotides. RefSeq lists its product as uncharacterized. The transcript has 3 exons. Lineage: Eukaryota; Fungi; Ascomycota; Sordariomycetes; Sordariales; Sordariaceae. The record is from RefSeq and is a predicted model, not a curated record. Bases 1 to 606 code for a protein of 201 amino acids.